This is a messenger RNA of Andrographis paniculata, 1976 nucleotides long. RefSeq names its product probable receptor-like serine/threonine-protein kinase At5g57670. Gene Ontology annotation, molecular function: protein kinase activity; ATP binding. Gene Ontology annotation, biological process: protein phosphorylation. The coding region runs from base 24 to 1964 and encodes 646 amino acids. The transcript has 9 exons. The record is from RefSeq and is a predicted model, not a curated record. Lineage: Eukaryota; Viridiplantae; Streptophyta; Magnoliopsida; Lamiales; Acanthaceae.
UUCAUAUACCUUAAGUACAAAUCAUGCUUCUUUCCAAAUUACCCGCAAAAAUUCUUGUGGGCAUAUCUUCCGAUGCCGCCGAGAGCCACGACCUUAUUUCUUGGGCUAUUCGAGUUGUGGCCCGACCGGGCGACACUGUCGUCGCAUUUCAUGUAAUAGGGGCGACGCCGGAGAAUAAGUCUAUCGAAUCAAGAAAAGAGAACAAAAUCAAGAAGGAAUCAUCGAGAAAGAUUCAAAAGCAAAUACGGCAAGCCAAAUCGUACGCGAUAUCAAUCACAGGAGAACUCGUCAAGACAUCCCAAUCCCAUGAGGUGAAUCUUGAGGCAAGAAUCGGAAUAAAUUCUAGUACUGGUAAAUGUCUAGUACUCGAAGCCACAGCCAUGGCAGCCGACUAUCUCGUCAUAGGAGGCCAUCGAAGGAACAGGUCAGACCGCAGCGACUCAUUCAUAAACAUUAUGUGGAAGAAAUUUACGAGAAUUACAUUUGGCAUGAUUUUCUCGACUAGAACAACCUCGUCGGUCUCCAAGUACUGUUGCGAGCAUGUCCCCAAGGACUGCUCGUUGGUUAUUGUAAGAAGAACUCGACAGGAUCAUUUUUCCGACACCUCUUUGCUUCUUCAAGAUUGUCCCGAUGAAUCGAGCAAUAGAUGGUCCGAAAAGAACUCGGAUGUCGAAAGCUCAUUUUCAUCCGAUGAAAAUGAAAUAUCAACGAGCAUGAAGUGCAAAAAGCCAUCUCCGCGAACGGUACUCUCCAUAUGUGAGGAAGAUUCGCAAAGCAAUACAGACGAAGAUAGUUCAAACUCAAGCGAAUCACUCGCCACAUUUUCAACAUUAGUGACCGAAGAUAAACAAGAAUCGAGAAAGCCCAUCUCACCAUUCAAGAUUAUUUCGUCAUUCUUUCGCCUCCCAUCAUUCGAUGGGAGUGCGAGAAAGCAAGAAAAGGACUUGCUCAAGAACCAAAAGGAUCAACCUUUGCUCGAGUGUUUUAGCUAUCAACAACUUGCCAUUGCUACUAGAAACUUUUGCAUUGAAAACAUGGUGGGACAAGGAGGAUAUUCGGAAGUUUACAAAGGAGAAACGGCAAAGGGAUGUAGCAUAGCCGUGAAGCGUUUGGCGAAGGACAAUGCGAAUCCGGAGAAGGAAAAGGAGUUCCUCAUGGAGUUAGGGAUUAUCGGACAAGUCAAUCAUCCCAACACCGCGAAAUUGCUCGGAUUUUGCGUCGAAAAUGGACUUUACCUUGUCUUCGAACUAUAUCCAUACGGAACUCUUUCAUCCGCACUACAUGAGGCGACGAGGCCAUAUCUCGAUUGGCCCAUAAGAUACCGUAUAAUACUCGGGGUCGCGAGGGGUUUGCAUUACCUUCACAAGUGUUGCAAGCACCGGAUCAUCCAUCGGGACAUCAAGGCAUCGAAUGUUCUUCUUGGCCCCGACUACGAACCUCAAAUAUCGGAUUUUGGGCUCGCAAAGUGGCUUCCAAGUAAAUGGACUCACCAUGCUGUAAUUCCCAUUGAAGGAACAUUUGGAUACUUAGCCCCUGAGUACUUUAUGCACGGUAUUGUUGAUGAGAAGACCGAUGUCUUUGCAUUCGGUAUACUUCUCUUGGAAAUUAUUACGGGACGAAGGCCCGUUGACUCGACAGGACAACACCUACUUUUAUGGGCAAAGCCAUUGAUGGAAAGUGGAAAUUUGAAAGAAUUGGCAGAUCCAAAAAUGGAAGGGAGAUUUGAGAUGGAGGACUUCUACAGAGUGGCCCUAACGGCGUCGUAUUGUGUUAGACAGUCUUCUAUAUGGAGACCUUCUAUGACCGAGGUUUUACAAUUACUAAGAUAUGGGCAAGGAUUGGAAUUAUCAGAAAGUUGGAGGAUACCAAAAUUCACAAGUGAUGAAAUUGAUGAUUACUCUAUGGUCUUUGGAUAUGAACUUCCUUCUGAUUUGGCUUUGGAUGAUAUCUUGUUCAUGCAAUAGGAUUUUUCUUUU